AUGACCUCAGAAGUUGAUCAAGUAACCAAAAAAAUUAAAGUGGAAGAUACUUUGAAGGUAUUUUUACGCUCAGAGAAAGCAACGACACCCACAAAGGGUUCCUCAUUAGCAGCUGGUUACGACUUGUAUUCGUCAGAAGAAGGUGUCAUUCCAGCCCACGGACAAGGAUUAAUUGCAACUGAUAUUUCUAUAAUUGUUCCAAUUGGUACCUAUGGUAGAGUUGCCCCUAGAUCAGGCUUGGCAGUGAAGCAUGGGAUUUCUACAGGAGCUGGAGUUAUUGAUGCAGACUAUAGAGGAGAAGUUAAGAUUGUGUUAUUCAAUCACUCGGAGAAAGAUUUCAACAUUAGUAAGGGCGACAGAAUUGCUCAAUUAGUUUUGGAAAGGAUAGUCAACGCUGAGAUUCAAGAGAUUACUGCCGAUGAACUUCAGCAAACAGAAAGAGGUGAAGGCGGUUUUGGUUCAACAGGUAAAAAUUAG
Messenger RNA from Priceomyces carsonii, 477 nucleotides. RefSeq names its product bifunctional dITP/dUTP diphosphatase (gene DUT1). Gene Ontology annotation, biological process: dUMP biosynthetic process; dUTP catabolic process. Bases 1 to 477 code for a protein of 158 amino acids. Gene Ontology annotation, molecular function: magnesium ion binding; dUTP diphosphatase activity. NCBI's taxonomy places the organism in Eukaryota, Fungi, Ascomycota, Pichiomycetes, Serinales, Debaryomycetaceae. The record is from RefSeq and is a predicted model, not a curated record. The transcript has a single exon.